Messenger RNA from Pyricularia oryzae 70-15, 3869 nucleotides. RefSeq names its product bifunctional polynucleotide phosphatase/kinase. The record is from RefSeq and is a predicted model, not a curated record. Bases 464 to 2017 code for a protein of 517 amino acids. The transcript is spliced from 6 exons. Lineage: Eukaryota; Fungi; Ascomycota; Sordariomycetes; Magnaporthales; Pyriculariaceae. Gene Ontology annotation, biological process: DNA repair. Gene Ontology annotation, molecular function: ATP-dependent polydeoxyribonucleotide 5'-hydroxyl-kinase activity; polynucleotide 3'-phosphatase activity; double-stranded DNA binding.
GCGUGAGAUUCAGGGUAGCGACAAGGAGAAUGUCCCCAAUUAGGUAAGUUGAGGCACCUUCGUGCAGCUAUGUUAGGUACCUAAGGUACCCAGGUAGUUUGAAUUCUAUACCAAUGGAGAAAGGACGUAACAACGUAGCCUACACGUACCUGCCUACACGUACCUACCUACCUACCUAGAUAAGUACCUAGGUACCUAGGUAAGUCUCUAUGUUGUUUGGCGCUGAUUAAAUUGAGAUUGGUGGAUGUUAUCCAAGUUCAAAAACUCGCUGCUGAUGCGAAAAUGAAAAGUCAGUCCGGCAGGAGAAAGAUGGAGAAUAGAUGAGAAAGGUGGAUCUCACGUGAGCUCGCGUUGGAACCCCACCAACGAACGCGGGCAAGGUUGUCUCAAUUCCCGGUAGCCACGCUCCGGAGGCUUUUAUCGUUAUUCCGAUUCUACUGAUCCUCUGAUUUCGAUAACAUUAAUGCCACCGAGACUGUUUACCUUGCCAAGACGUACUCGUAUCGUCUCGAGAAGCUUGCAACUGCGUCUGUCUCAAGAACCGGCCCCACUACAUGACCGACCGAGAGCGUGCAUGAUGUCUUCACCUGGGAAACGACGUGCAAGCAAUGCGGCCAUCUCCCCACCUCCUAUCAAACGAAAAGCGCAGACGACCAUUACCAAAACUGCCGUCGCCUCGUUCUUCACUCCAACUUCUCAAAAGCCCAAGGAACGAACAACCUGGAAUGAGCGCAUGCCACCGAAGGAUGGAAAGGACAGCAAUGACGCCCGAGCCACUCUUUUAGUUGCGCAAUACACACCCGAAAGCUACGAGGCCGAGCCGCCAUCUAAAAGGAGAAAGGUUGCGGCAUUCGAUCUGGACGGCACUAUCAUACGAACAGCGUCAGGCAAGAAGCAUGCCGAUGGCCCUGGCGACUGGCAGUGGUGGGACACCUGCGUUCCACUCAAACUCAAGAGUUUAUACUAUGAAGAUGGAUACCGCGUCGUCAUAUUCUCGAACCAAGGGGGCCUUACACUCCACCCCGAUCCCAAGUCGAAAGGACCAAAAAAUACCAAGCGAACCGAUCAAUUCAAAACCAAGGUCAACUCUAUCUUGUCAAAGCUCGACAUACCCAUCACUCUCUACGCUGCGACUGCAAAGGACAUAUUUCGCAAGCCACGACCCGGCAUGUGGAAUGAGAUGCUCAACGACUACGACUUGAAUGGGACUGAAGCCACACCAGAAAUGGAACACAGCUUUUUCGUGGGGGAUGCGGGCGGCCGCACGGCGCAGCUGGUCUCUGCAAGCGCCGUGACUGCCAACGCCGCCAUUAAGAGUAAAGGCAAGGGUCGGGCGGGACCAGCGGCGUUACCCAAGGACUUUAGCUGCUCAGAUCGCAAUCUGGCACACAACAUAGGAAUAGACUUCAAGACUCCAGAGGAAUACUUUUUGGGGGAGGAACCGCGAGACUUUGUCCGUGAUUUCGACCUCGCCAGCCACCCAUUUCCAGAUGCCGACGGAGAGCCCAAGGCGCUUAUAGAGCAAAAGAACGAGAAGGACAUUAUCCUCUUUUGUGGGCCUCCAGGCGCAGGCAAGAGCACAUUCUACUGGAAGUACUUGAAGCCGCUUGGAUACGGGAGGGUCAAUCAAGACACGCUGAAAACCAAAGAAAAGUGCUUGAGCGCUGCUGCCGAGAUGCUCAAGGAUAAAGUCUCGGUCGUCAUUGAUAACACAAAUCCUGACCCGGAUACUAGGGCACUAUGGGUUGCUCUCGCCAAGAAACAUGACAUUCCUAUACGCUGUGUAUGGUUCAAGACACCACUGGCAUUAGCUCAACAUAAUGACGCUGUCAGGUCAAUGAACGGCACUAUGAACCCGGAAUUACGAGCUGGACUUCCUGCUCUCGCUUUCAAUAGCUUCAACUCGAGACUCAAGGAGCCAAAGGUUGGCGAGGGUUUCCAAGAUGUUGUCGAGAUUGAGUUCACUUUCAGGGGCACAAAGGAUGAAUACGAACUAUGGGGGAAAUACUGGCUCUAAACGCACACGGCUUCCAACAAGCAACAAGCCAAGCAUUUGGUGCCAGAUUAACUUGGCAAGAAUUACAUACACAAGGACCGAUCUCCCCUGCCAAGGAGCCAAGUCGGUCGUUGACGAUCGAGCCCCAGAUAUUACAUUUCCUCCACUCUUCGACUUGCCCAGAAUACUCUAAAUCCUCCACCGGCACUCAAGAUUGAGCUCCAUCAUAACCCCAGAGGUUCAUCAUGUGCUACAAGAUCAACAGGCACCAUCACACCUGACCACCACUUAGAUCGUUAUGCAGCAGCAGUCGAAUGGAAGCGGGCAUGGUAUGCAGAAACAGAAGCGACCCGGACAGCAACCGCCGCGACCGUUGUCACCGCCUCUGAGGCCCACUUCGGCUUCAUCUCCACAGCUGUGAGUUGAGUCUGGAUUCGCCCGAGAAGCGCCCGAUUGUGGACGAACAUCUGCAUGUCCUAUGGGUUAGCAUCAAUUUUUGCAGGUUUCAGAAAGCCUUCUCUUGAAGGCCAAGAUCCCCGGCAGGGCUUCCAUACCCAUCGUCUCCAGCAGAACCGGCUGUUCUUUGACCAGUACAGCUGCUGCCGGUGUUUGCAGCGGCAUAUUGUUCCUUUCGUCAAUGUUUGACGACAUUUUGCGCUUAGCUUGAUUAAGAGUGUUCUUGAUUAUUUCUUGAGCGGGGCUUCAAUGAGUUCUCUGUCUUGGCUCAAAAAAGGUUGGGGUUUGGCCAAGGUAGAGGAUUCCAUGAAGUGUCGAUGCCUUGGCAAUUCUCGUGUUAUGCCAAAGGCUACAAUGACGUAAUCCGAGUCCCCGUGCCACUGCUUAUCUGCCCUUAUUGUCAGGUAUCACGUGUUCUGUGCAUCCAACAGACAUCCCUGCAUCUAUUCGUGCCACCCUAAUCAGAUCGACACCGCCGCUAUUAGAGGUGAUUUCAAAGUCGCAGAUUUCCUCUUGGGCGCAACGAGUAUUUGAGGAGAAUUUUCUAUCAAACGCCUGCCUAUCUUUAUGAUCACAUGGUCGUGAUGAUGCGCUGGGUACAUGUCUCGCAUUCGGUUGUGCCAGGAACAGCAGGUCACGAUGGAUGCAGCUGGACCUAGGCGACCUAGGCGACCUAGGCCCCACCAACUAUUCAGGAAGGACUGAAUGGAGGCCCUGGUUAGAGUGGAGUUCAAGAUCUAUGGUAUAUCUUCUCCAACCAUAUUGUCAUCAUGCAUCUCUGCUGGGGCUGCAGUGGUUACAUAGUACAAUUUCAUACUAGGGCAGAAUCGCCACCGGGAGCACCAAGAUUUCGAGCUUACGCGGCUUGGCAGGGGCUUCCGGUAGUGGCACCGGGACACGCAUUUUCUGUACGGCAUAGCCUAUCAUUAACCACAACAGGCAGCUUCUCCAAACCAUUUAGCGAGACCUGAACCUUGCUUGGGUCCUAGGUCAACACCAGGGCGAGCGCGAGAUUUCUCCGUACAGGGAACCUUGAUCUCGUGCAACUCACAAUGGGGGUUCGGUUCAGAGACCUAACAUGGAUAUCAUUCUAGGAAACUUGCAAGAUGGGAGACGAAAUAUGUACCCUUGCGUUCUCAUGUUCUCAUUUACACGAGCUAUAUGCGCCGCAACGAGAUCUCGUUGAUCUUGCAUGCGCUGAUCUGAUCAAAUACGAUUUAUAAAUAUGUACAAAGAAGUCUUCACAUCUCUCAGUAGUGAGUAGUGAAGCGCGAAUGUUCUGAUGGGCAAAAGAAUUGCCUCCGUGCUGUGUACCGUUCUACGUGCUCUGGUAGUGGGCAACGUAGAAGACCUCCAUCAUCUGUCCCCAUCCUUCUAGGGUGUUGCUGUUUGGGUAUCCGGGCCCUGUUGGUUUUGG